UUGUUUUCAUUUGCAGUUUACCCAUUGGCUUAUUUUAUCACGUGACCUUGAACUGGCAUAUACUUUGGUGGCCUUCGUUAGCGUCGGUUUGAGAUUGAUUUCAUCAGGCAGCAAAGAUGGCAGGAGGUAAAGCAGGUAAAGAUUCCGGAAAAGCGAAGGCCAAGGCAGUUUCUCGUUCGGCUAGGGCAGGAUUGCAGUUCCCCGUAGGACGUAUUCAUAGACAUUUGAAAAACAGAACUACAAGUCAUGGACGUGUUGGAGCCACAGCUGCAGUUUACAGUGCCGCUAUCCUCGAGUAUCUUACAGCUGAGGUGUUGGAGUUGGCAGGUAAUGCUAGUAAGGAUCUGAAGGUAAAGCGUAUCACACCCCGUCACUUGCAGCUUGCCAUCAGAGGGGAUGAAGAAUUGGACUCCUUAAUUAAAGCUACUAUUGCUGGUGGUGGUGUCAUUCCACAUAUUCACAAGUCACUCAUUGGAAAGGGGAAGCAGAAAGCAGCGCAAUAAUGUGUUCAUGUGAAAGAUUAAGGGAGCUGAACAAAAGACUCUAGCUGAAUGUUGUUUAAAAGUUUAUAUAUAUAGAGACUAUGACUGUCAUAUAACUUAGCAGACAUUUUUAUCCUCAUCACUCAUCUCAUGGACUCUCAUUUCCUUGGUUUUUAGAUUAUAGUACCAGUGUUUGUGUCAGUUUUAUUAUUAUUAUUCAUGUCCAUUUAUCAUAAAUAAAUUUUAAAACCAACUAUCUCUUUUAAAAUAAAGUGACCAAGAGGAUUGCUGUUUGAUUGUAGUUGUAUAGUUUGAAACGUGAGUUCAAGAAUAAAUUUGAAUUACCAAAUGUUAACAA
Messenger RNA from Saccostrea echinata, 840 nucleotides. Its product is annotated as histone H2A.V. Bases 117 to 503 code for a protein of 128 amino acids. Lineage: Eukaryota; Metazoa; Mollusca; Bivalvia; Ostreida; Ostreidae. Gene Ontology annotation, molecular function: protein heterodimerization activity; DNA binding; structural constituent of chromatin. The transcript is spliced from 5 exons. The record is from RefSeq and is a predicted model, not a curated record. Gene Ontology annotation, cellular component: nucleosome.